ACUUGGCCGCGAGGAGGGUGCCGUGCCGCGCCGCGCCGUCCGCUACCCUCGCCAUCACUAGCCUAGAGAGAAACACAGUCUGAACGAGAAGCAAAGGAAAGCCCUCUCGUCUUGCACCGCGCCCCGCGCACCGCGCCCUGACAGUGCUUUGAAACAGGACCCGCCACCAAUAGCCAGCCAAUAGCCAGCCAAUAGCCACUGGCCGUACAGCCCGACGUACAGCCCGACCCACCGAGUGGAUUCUAGCGCGGUUCUUCUACUUACCCUCCGUCCUUGCAGUCUUGCACGAUGGAACGGCACUGGUACACGAAUUGACGCUCCCCGCUAGCACCAGCCUUUUCAACCGCACGCCUGCUCACCCAGGGACCAGAACUAGCUCUUCACAGGAUUUUAUUGGAUUAUAAUGCUCACGCGGCCAUCACGACCUCGAGAUGCCUGGCUCGGACCCUGACGAGCCCUGGGAGCCCCCCGCUCCCCCUCCCCUGCCCGGGCCUGGCAGGCCUGGUCACCAUAGGCCCCAGGCCCACGCCCGAUGACGCCCGCCGCCCAACACCAAGCAGCUGCUCUGUAAUCUCCACUGCCUUACAUGGACCCACGGUCGGACAUGACAGGAGCAGCAGCGGCGGCAGCAACAGCAGCAGCAGCGGAGGCGGAGGCUGGGGGAGAUAGCUCUUGCUUGUGGGGGCUUUUGCCCGGGCUUUCGCGUCAAAUCGCGCCCCCGCCGCCCCCACAACUUAGGCGGGCCGGGGACGCGACGAGGGGGAGGGGGAGGCAGGGGGGGAGCAGUGGGGGUGAGUGAGAAGGCCGAGCAGGCGGGGCCCAUGCACCAUGUCCGAGUGCUCGGAGUCGGUCUCGGAGGAGGAGCGCAGUCUGUUCCGACCCUUCACCAGAGAAUCGCUAGCAGCCAUCGAGCAGCGAAUCGCGGAGCAGGAGGCGCGCCACCGAGAGCUGGAGAGGAAGCGCGCGGAGGGGGAGGACGAUUUUAUGGGUCGGAAGAAAUCGAAAAAAGAAGUGCGGUACGAGGACUCGGACGAGGACGAAGGUCCACAGCCGGAUGCGACGCUGGAGCAGGGCGCACCAAUACCUGUGAGGAUGCACGGCAGCUUCCCUGCCGAGCUGGCCUCCACGCCACUGGAAGACAUCGACACCUACUACCACAACCAGCGGACAUUCGUGGUCAUCAGCAAAGGGAAGGACAUCUUUCGCUUCUCUGCGACGGAUGCCCUGUGGAUCUUGGACCCGUUCAACCCCAUCCGCAGGGUGGCCAUCUACAUCCUCGUGCACCCACUCUUCUCUCUGUUCAUCAUCACCACCAUCCUCACAAACUGUAUACUGAUGAUAAUGCCCAGCUCACCAAAAGUCGAAUCAACAGAAGUAAUAUUUACCGGCAUCUACACAUUUGAAUCAGCCGUAAAGGUGAUGGCCAGAGGAUUCAUCCUACAGCCGUUCACCUACCUUAGAGAUGCAUGGAACUGGUUGGACUUCAUUGUCAUAGUUUUAGCUUAUAUCACGAUGGGAAUCGACUUAGGAAACCUGGCAGCGUUGAGAACUUUCCGAGUGUUGCGAGCUCUCAAAACGGUGGCCAUUGUACCGGGUCUCAAAACUAUCGUGGGUGCUGUGAUAGAAUCAGUGAAAAAUCUCCGGGAUGUAAUCAUUCUGACCAUGUUUUCACUGUCUGUAUUUGCGCUAAUGGGCCUGCAAAUCUACAUGGGUGUGCUCACUCAAAAAUGUAUAAGAAAUUUUCCCAGUGAUGGAUCUGCAGGCCCACUAACACACGAGAACUGGUUCGCUCACGCUAGUAACAAAACAAAUUGGGAAUGUAACGACGAGGAUGCUCGGGACUGCCCGCUGUGCGGGAACUCGUCCGGCGCCGGGAUGUGUGAACCAGGCUACACGUGCAUCCAGGGGUUUGGCUCGAAUCCUAACUACGGCUACACGAGCUUCGACACCUUUGGCUGGGCGCUUCUGUCUGCCUUUAGACUCAUGACGCAGGACUACUGGGAAAACCUGUACCAGCUGGUCCUGCGCUCGGCCGGGCCCUGGCACAUGCUGUUCUUCAUUGUCAUCAUCUUUCUCGGCUCCUUCUACCUCGUCAACUUGAUCCUCGCUAUCGUCGCCAUGUCGUACGACGAAUUGCAGAAGAAAGCGGAAGAGGAAGAAGCAGCCGAAGAGGAGGCGAUCAGGGAAGCUGAAGAGGCCGCCCAAGCCAAGGAGACGAGAAGAGUGAACCGCGCCGCCGCCCACGAUGCGAGAGUGCACGCCGCCGCCGAGGCGGUAGCGGCAGCAGAAGCCGCGGCAGAGGCGGAGGCUGCAGGCAGCGUCGCCAAGUCGCCUUCGGCGUUCUCUUGUCAGAGCUACGAGCUGUUCGUGGGCCAGGAGAAGGGCAACAUGGACGAUAACAACAAGGAGAAGAUGAGCAUCCGGUCGGACGACUGUGCCGAAUCGCUGAGUGAACACCACACCCGAGUGGGCCAAACCAAGUCGCGGAAGAUGAGCGCAAUGCUUUUGUCUCUCCAGUAUCGCUCACCAACUAAACAAGACUUUCGUUUUGCUUACCAGGAUAGCCUCACUGAGGCGAGUCUGAGUCUUCCGGGGUCGCCGUUCAACAUCCGGCGAGCCUCCAGGAGCUCCCACCAGUUCGCUAUGCGGAACCCCCCUCGCGCUGGUCGCUGGGGCGGGGACCGAAAGCCACUGGUGCUCAACACGUACCUGGACGCACAGGAGCACCUGCCGUACGCCGACGACUCGAAUGCGGUGACGCCCAUGUCGGAGGAGAACGGUGCCAUCGUGGUGCCCAUGUACUACACCAACCUGGGGUCGCGGCACUCGUCCUACACGUCGCACGCCUCGAGGCUGUCGUAUACGUCCCACGGCGACCUGCUGGGCGCGCUGGGCGGCAAGCAGCCCACCAAGGAGAGCCGCUUGCGGUCCCGGUCGUCGCGAGCCUCACAGGCCACGCCGUCGCAGGCCACGCCGGUCGUGUCCCAGCAGCCGCAGUCCCUGGUGCAAACUGCCUACCGAGAAUAUGAGCCGUCCGCAGACCUGGGUGAGGAGCAGCGCUCCAAACUUCAGGACAACCCCUUCAUAGACUCGAGCCAGGUCCAAAACAUAGUGAAUAUGAAAGAUGUAAUGGCGUUAAAUGACAUCAUAGAACAAUCACACGGUCGACAGUCACGGCAAAGUGACCAAGCAGUGUCUGUCUAUUAUUUUCAACAAACAGAAGAAGACGAGGAGGAGCCUACUUUCAAGGAGAAAAUGAUAGCUGCUUCACUGCGCGGCAUCGACAUUUUCUGCGUCUGGGACUGCUGUUGGUGCUGGCUCAAGUUCCAGCACUGGGUGGGCCAACUCGUGUUUGACCCCUUUGUAGAGCUUUUUAUUACGCUCUGCAUCGUGGUCAACACCUUGUUCAUGGCCCUCGAUCAUCACGACAUGAAUCCCGAAAUGGACGCAGCGCUCAAAAGCGGAAACUACUUUUUCACGGCGACCUUCGGCAUUGAAGCAACUCUGAAGCUGAUUGCCAUGAGCCCAAAGUUCUACUUCCAAGAGGGAUGGAACAUCUUCGAUUUCAUCAUCGUUGCGUUGUCUCUACUCGAGCUGGGUCUCGAGGGAGUCCAGGGCCUCUCAGUGUUGCGGUCUUUCCGAUUGCUCCGAGUGUUCAAGCUUGCCAAGUCGUGGCCCACGCUCAACCUGCUCAUUUCUAUCAUGGGCCGGACCAUGGGUGCCUUGGGUAACUUGAUCUUCGUGUUAUGCAUUAUCAUCUUCAUCUUCGCCGUGAUGGGUAUGCAGCUCUUCGGCAAAAACUACUAUGAUAACGUUGAUAAAUUUCCCGGGGGAGAAAUGCCAAGAUGGAACUUCAUCAACUUCAUGCACUCCUUUAUGAUCGUCUUCCGGGUCCUUUGUGGAGAGUGGAUCGAGUCCAUGUGGGACUGCAUGUUGGUUGGAGACUGGUCAUGCAUCCCCUUCUUCCUAGCAACUGUAGUCAUCGGCAACUUGGUCGUGUUAAAUCUUUUCCUUGCCUUGCUCCUGUCCAAUUUUGGGUCUUCCAAUUUAUACGCUCCAACGGCGGACAGUGAUACAAAUAAGAUUGCGGAGGCAUUCGACCGGAUAUCAAGGUUUAUCAACUGGAUAAAGCAGUGCAUAAGGGAUGCUAUCAAAAUGGUCACGAACAAGCUGACAAAUCAGAUCUCCGAUCAAGUCACCCACUCAAACCGAGAGCUUGACCUUGAUUUGGGAGCUGACGAGAUUCUUGCAGAUGGUGGCCACGUGUUUAGAGACAAGAAAAGCCCAAACACGCAGCUUGAGAUGGCGAUCGGGGACGGAAUGGAGUUUACCAUACAUGGAGACCUGAAAAACAAGCUGAGGAAGGGAAAAUUCCUAAACAAUACGAAGGCCAUCGGGAACUCCAUCACAGGGAAUCACCAGGACAACCGCUUUGAAAGCGACUUUAUAAAACACAGAUAUGACGAUGACAAUAUUAGCAAUCACUCAUAUGGCAGCCACAAAAACAGGCCGUUCAAGGACGAAAGCCACAAAGGGAGUCUCGAGACGCUGGACGGAGAGGAGAAGAAAGACGCCAGCAAAGAAGACUUGGAAGGUGACAGGGGAGAGACAGACCUGGAAGGCGAGGCGGAGGGCGAGGGGGAGGGGGAGAUGGAUGACAUCAUCAUCGCCGACAACACGGAGGACGUGCUGAUUGGCGAGUACCCCGCAGACUGCUGCCCGGACCCUUGCUACAAACGGUUCCCCUUCCUGGCCGGCGACGACGACGCCCCCUUCUGGCAGGGCUGGGCCAACCUGAGACUCAAGACUUACCAGCUGAUCGAGAACAAGUACUUCGAGACGGCUGUCAUAACCAUGAUCUUACUUAGUAGUAUGGCCUUGGCUCUCGAGGAUGUCCAUUUACAAAGUAGGCCCAUUUUACAAGAUAUUCUUUACUACAUGGACAGAAUAUUCACUGUGAUAUUCUUUCUUGAGAUGUUAAUAAAAUGGUUGGCACUGGGUUUCCAAAAGUAUUUUACAAACGCCUGGUGCUGGCUUGACUUCGUCAUUGUCAUGGUCUCCCUCAUAAACUUCGUUGCGUCCCUGGUUGGGGCUGGUGGCAUUCAAGCCUUCAAAACAAUGAGGACUCUCAGGGCUCUUAGGCCCCUUAGGGCUAUGUCUAGAAUGCAGGGAAUGAGGGUUGUCGUCAAUGCCUUGGUGCAAGCCAUACCUAGUAUCUUCAACGUAUUGUUGGUGUGCCUUAUAUUCUGGCUAAUUUUUGCCAUCAUGGGAGUGCAAUUAUUUGCCGGAAAAUAUUUUAAGUGUGUGGACGCUAACAAAACAACAUUGAGCCACGAGAUCAUCCCAGACAGAAACGCCUGCAUUGCGGAGAACUACACGUGGGAAAAUUCACCGAUGAAUUUCGAUCACGUGGGCAAGGCCUACUUAUGUCUGUUCCAAGUUGCCACAUUCAAGGGCUGGAUUCAGAUCAUGAACGAUGCCAUAGACUCUAGAGAGAUAAACAAACAACCCAUUAGGGAAACAAAUAUCUACAUGUACCUGUACUUUGUCUUUUUCAUUAUCUUUGGCUCAUUUUUCACUUUGAACCUGUUUAUCGGAGUUAUCAUCGACAACUUCAACGAGCAAAAGAAAAAGGCAGGAGGUUCCCUAGAGAUGUUCAUGACUGAAGAUCAGAAGAAAUACUACAAUGCAAUGAAAAAGAUGGGUUCGAAAAAGCCAAUGAAAGCCAUUCCCAGACCGAGGUGGAAACCUCAAGCCAUAGUUUUCGAAAUAGUGACCAAUAAGAAAUUUGACAUGAUCAUCAUGUUGUUUAUUGGAUUCAACAUGUUGACCAUGACACUUGACCAUUACCAGCAGUCUGAAACGUUUAGUAUGGUUCUCGACCAUCUGAACAUGAUAUUCAUUGUUAUAUUCAGCUCUGAAUGUCUCAUGAAAGUAUUUGCGCUGCGGUAUCACUACUUUGUAGAACCGUGGAAUCUUUUCGAUUUUGUAGUAGUUAUACUAUCCAUCUUAGGUCUGGUACUCUCUGAUAUCAUUGAGAAAUACUUCGUGUCGCCCACUCUGCUUCGAGUGGUACGAGUGGCCAAGGUGGGCCGGGUACUGCGUCUCGUCAAGGGAGCCAAGGGCAUCAGAACGCUGCUCUUCGCCCUGGCCAUGUCGCUGCCCGCGCUCUUCAACAUCUGCCUACUGCUCUUCCUCGUCAUGUUCAUCUUCGCCAUCUUCGGCAUGUCCUUCUUCAUGAACGUGAAGGACAAGAGCGGCCUGGACGACGUGUACAACUUCAAGACGUUCGGCCAGUCGAUGAUCCUGCUCUUCCAGAUGUCCACGUCGGCCGGCUGGGACGGCGUGUUGGACGGCAUCAUCAACGAGGAGGAGUGCGACAAGCCGAACAACGAGAUGGGCAUCGCGGGCAACUGCGGCUCGUCGACCAUCGGCAUCACGUUCUUGCUGUCCUACCUCGUCAUCUCCUUCCUCAUCGUCAUCAACAUGUACAUCGCCGUCAUCCUCGAAAACUACUCUCAGGCCACGGAAGAUGUGCAGGAAGGUCUGACGGAUGACGACUACGACAUGUACUACGAGAUAUGGCAGAACUUCGACCCAGACGGAACCCAGUACAUCCGGUACGACCAGCUGUCGGACUUCCUGGAUGUACUGGAGCCACCCCUGCAGAUCCACAAGCCCAACAAGUACAAGAUCGUCUCCAUGGACAUCCCGAUCUGCAAGGGCGACCUCAUGUUCUGCGUCGACAUUCUCGAUGCUCUAACCAAAGACUUCUUCGCCCGAAAGGGCAACCCGAUCGAAGAGACGGGUGAAUUAGCCGAGGUGCAGCCCGGCCGACCGGACGAGGCUGGCUACGAGCCGGUGUCGUCGACGCUGUGGCGGCAGCGCGAGGAGUACUGCGCGCGCCUCAUCCAGCACGCCUGGCGCAAGCACAAGCUGCACCGCGGCGGCGGCGUGUCCUCCGACGAGGGUCCGGAGGGCGGUGCGGAGGGCGGCGCCCCGCCGGCCGGCGACAGCGCCAGUGGCGGUGGCGGCGCCGGCACCGGCGGCGAGGACGGCGACGAGUCCUCCGGCAGCGGCGGCCGCCAGACGGCCGUGCUCGUCGAAUCGGACGGCUUCGUCACGAAGAACGGCCACCGCGUGGUGAUCCACUCGCGGUCGCCUAGUGUCUCGUCGCGCCUCGCGGAUGUCUGA
Thrips palmi is the source of this 7194-nucleotide messenger RNA. It is a transcript of the gene para, whose product is annotated as sodium channel protein para. Gene Ontology annotation, molecular function: voltage-gated sodium channel activity; calcium ion binding. The record is from RefSeq and is a predicted model, not a curated record. The transcript is spliced from 38 exons. Gene Ontology annotation, cellular component: plasma membrane; voltage-gated sodium channel complex. The coding region runs from base 829 to 7194 and encodes 2121 amino acids. Gene Ontology annotation, biological process: sodium ion transmembrane transport; membrane depolarization during action potential; neuronal action potential. NCBI's taxonomy places the organism in Eukaryota, Metazoa, Arthropoda, Insecta, Thysanoptera, Thripidae.